Molecule: messenger RNA, 2795 nt
Organism: Arabidopsis arenosa
Lineage: Eukaryota; Viridiplantae; Streptophyta; Magnoliopsida; Brassicales; Brassicaceae
Source: the annotation of a GenBank genome assembly
GGGGUGUAAAAUUCUAUUUCUAAGAAUUUGAGAUCCAAUCUCAAUUUUAGUUAUUUUAUGAGUGAUACGAUACAAGACAUUAACCAAAAAAAAACACUCUUUCGAAAGGAGGCGGUUUUUGAAACUUUCGAGCUCCUUCUUCUCUCCGUCAUCGUUCCUCUCCCAUGGCUCAGUUUCUUCGACACUUCUCUUCCUCUCCCAUGGCGAACGAAGACGAAUUUCAAUCUCCGGUAGAACCAUCACAGCAAUCUCAAGACUGUGUUUCGGAGUCUUAUUUGAUAGGGUUUGUUAUCGCGAACAUAGUAGGGUUAAAGUACUACUCCGGCCGAAUCAACGGUCGAGAGAUGGUGGGUCUGGUUCGAGAACCCUUGAACCCAUAUGACAAUAACGCAAUCAGAGUACUCAACACGCGAUCAGAGCAAGUGGGUCACAUCGAGCGUACAGUAGCAGCAGUCCUCGCGCCGUUGAUUGAUUCUCACACGAUCAUCGUCGAAGGUAUUGUACCCAAUACUCGUUCUAACUCCAAUAGGUUUAAAAUUCCGUGUCAAAUUCACGUUUUUGCAAAGUUAGAAGCCUCCUCUACUGUGAAAUCGACGAUUUCUAGAGGUGGUUUAGUGUUGAUUUCGGACUCAGAUACAUCGUUUGGGUUAUCUGAGGCUGUUGUGGUUAAGGAACAGAUGGGUAAGGGAGAUAAGAAGAGUGUUGACAAGAUUUUCAAACUGGUUGAUGAGAAUGUGAAGUUAAAGGGGAAAUUGGUAGCGGCUGAGCCACCGAGGGAAGUGAUAAAGUCUGAACUUUUUGCUCAUCAGAAGGAAGGAUUGGGCUGGUUACUCCAGAGAGAGAAAUCUGGAGAGUUGCCUCCGUUUUGGGAGGAGAAAGAUGGAGAAUUCCUGAAUACUUUGACGAAUUACCGCUCGGAUAAGCGGCCUGAACCUUUGCGUGGAGGGGUGUUUGCUGAUGAUAUGGGGUUGGGUAAGACCCUUACUUUGCUUUCCUUGAUAGCUUUUGAUAGAUAUGGCAAUGCAUCCACCAGUACGCCAACCGAAGAACCUUUGGAUGUUGAAGGAGACAAGAUUGAAAAGAAGGGUAAGAAAAGAGGAAGAGGCAAGAGCAGUGAAAGUAGAACUCGAAAGAAGCUUAAACCUGAUGAUUUUGUUGGCACGAAUGUGUCUCAAAAGACAACGUUGGUCGUUUGUCCGCCUUCUGUGAUUUCAGCAUGGAUUACACAGUUAGAGGAGCAUACUGUACAGGGAAGCUUGAAGGUGUAUAUGUAUCAUGGUGGCGAAAGGACAGACGAUGUUAAUGAGCUAAUGAAUUAUGAUAUAGUGCUGACUACUUACAGCACUUUAGCUGUUGAGGAAUCGUGGGAAGAUUCUCCUGUCAAGAAGAUGGAGUGGCUGAGAAUAAUUCUUGAUGAGGCACACACCAUUAAGAAUGCAAACGCUCAACAGAGCCGAGUAGUUAGUAAGUUGAAGGCUUCUCGCAGAUGGGCAGUCACAGGAACUCCUAUUCAGAAUGGUUCAUUUGAUUUGUACUCUUUGAUGGCGUUUCUCCGGUUUGAGCCAUUUUCGAUUAAGAGUUAUUGGCAAAGCUUGAUACAACGCCCGCUUGGUCAAGGGAAUAAAAAGGGUCUUUCACGUCUGCAGGUUUUAAUGGCGACAAUUUCAUUAAGGAGAACAAAAGAAAAGAGUUUGAUUGGUUUACCGCCUAAGACUGUUGAAACUUGUUAUGUUGAGCUUUCUCCAGAAGAACGUCAGUUAUAUGAUCACAUGGAAGGAGAAGCGAAAGGUGUUGUGCAGAAUCUUAUAAAUAAUGGAAGCUUGAUGCGCAACUACUCAACAGUUUUAAGUAUAAUCUUACGGCUUAGACAACUUUGCGACGACAUUUCUCUAUGCCCUCCAGAAUUAAGAUCUUUUACCACUUCUACAUCUGUCGAAGAUGUAGCAGAUAAGCCAGAGCUUCUGCAAAAGCUGGUUGCAGUAUUGCAAGAUGGCGAAGAUUUUGACUGUCCAAUUUGCAUUUCACCACCAACAAACAUCAUCAUCACUCGAUGUGCUCACAUCUUUUGCAGGGCUUGUAUCCUUCAAACCCUUCAAAGAAGUAAACCAUUGUGCCCUCUUUGUCGUGGCUCCCUUACUCAGUCUGAUCUCUACAAUGCUCCGCCGCCUCCUCCGGAUGAUUCCAACACCGACGGAGAAGACACCAAAUCUUCAACCAAAUCCUCAAAGGUCUCAGCUUUACUAUCGCUGCUCAUCGCAUCGAGACAAGAAAGCCCCAACACAAAGUCUGUUGUGUUCUCUCAAUUCAGGAAGAUGCUGCUUCUACUAGAAACUCCACUAAAAGCUGCGGGUUUCACCAUCUUACGCUUGGAUGGAGCAAUGACUGUGAAGAAACGGACCCAAGUCAUUGGAGAAUUUGGGAAUCCGGAGUUAACCGGACCUGUGGUGUUGCUAGCGAGCCUCAAGGCCUCUGGUGCUGGCAUAAACCUAACUGCAGCAUCAAGGGUUUACUUGUUGGACCCGUGGUGGAACCCUGCAGUUGAAGAACAGGCCAUGGACAGGAUUCAUAGGAUUGGGCAGAAACAAGAGGUUAAAAUGAUAAGGAUGAUUGCGAGAAACAGUAUCGAAGAGAGGGUCCUUGAACUUCAGCAGAAGAAGAAGAAUCUAGCUAACGAAGCUUUUAAAAGAAGGCAAAAGAAAGAUGAAAGAGAGGUUAACGUUGAAGACGUGAUUGCUCUCAUGUCUCUCUGAAACCCUCAAGCAUUGCUUAGCUCCUUAACCGGAUUUUUUCUGUUC